Messenger RNA from Penicillium taxi, 1176 nucleotides. RefSeq names its product NAD(P)/FAD-dependent oxidoreductase. Gene Ontology annotation, molecular function: oxidoreductase activity. NCBI's taxonomy places the organism in Eukaryota, Fungi, Ascomycota, Eurotiomycetes, Eurotiales, Aspergillaceae. The transcript has 4 exons. The record is from RefSeq and is a predicted model, not a curated record. The annotation marks the transcript as partial.
AGCCUGCAGCGUUAUUCACUUGUCACCAUGUUCAUGAAGACAGGCUUUCUCUCACUACUGACAUUAGCAUCCGCUGUGUCAGUUCCACAGACUGACUAUGAUGUUAUUAUCGUUGGUGGAGGUCCCGCGGGUCUUUCUGCUCUCAGUGGUGUCUCCCGUGUCCAACGCACUGCUCUGUUGUUCGACAACCAACAGUACCGAAAUGCUCCAACUCGAGAGAUGCACGAUGUGAUUGGCAAUGAUGGCACUCCUCCUGCUACUUUCCGAGGCUUGGCUAGAGAGCAGAUUUCCAAGUACGAUACUGCUCACUUCAAGAACCAGACAGUGGAGUCUAUUAUCCCCUUGGAUGGAGAUUUCUCAGCAUUCAUCGUGACCGAUGAUACCGGUUCGAAUUUCACGGCGCGGAAAAUCGUGCUUGGUACUGGCUUGAAGGACUUGCUCCCUUCGACGCCCGGCCUGCAAGAUGCAUUUGGCAAGGGAAUCUUCUGGUGCCCGUGGUGUGAUGGCCAUGAGCACCGUGACCAGUCUUUUGGCAUUGUUGCUAGCGUUGAGAAUGUUCUUGGGGCAGUUCUCGAAGUCCACACGCUGAAUAAUGACAUUAUAGCAUUCACUAACGGUACCCGUACCCCCGCAAAUGAGGCUAAAGCCGAAGCCAAGUCCCAAGACUGGAACAAGCAACUGGAAGCCUGGAAUGUCACCAUCGACGACCGCACUAUCUCCUCUUUCGAGCGUACCCAGGAUGGUAGCGUAAACCGUGACGAACAGGGAAAACAGUACGAUAUGUUUCUCAUUCGUUUCACGGAGGGUGAUCCUGUCGAGCGCAACGCCUUCCUUGUUGACUUCCCCACCAACCAGACCUCCACUCUCCCAUACGAGAUGGGACUAGAGAUUGAUAAUAGCAAAAUCAAGGUGGCUAGCUCGAUGAGAACUAACGAAACUGGGGUUUUCGCUAUUGGCGACGCCAACUCCGAUGGUUCCACGAACGUUCCUCAUGCUAUGUUCAGUGGCAAGCGUGCUGCUGUUUACAUUCAUGUUGAAAUGUCUCGUGAGGAGUCCAAGUCCAAGAUCUCCAAGCGCGAGGGUAAUAUUUCUCUGCGCGACCUUGAGAAGGAGGCUAACAGUGCGAUUGGAGAUAAUCUUGAACGUGAAUGGAGACGCGCUCUAAUCCAAGAAUAA